This is a messenger RNA of Phacochoerus africanus (Common warthog), 2784 nucleotides long. It is a transcript of the gene NUP62, whose product is annotated as nucleoporin 62. Gene Ontology annotation, biological process: RNA export from nucleus; protein import into nucleus. Gene Ontology annotation, cellular component: nuclear pore; nuclear pore central transport channel. The transcript is spliced from 3 exons. Gene Ontology annotation, molecular function: structural constituent of nuclear pore; phospholipid binding. The coding region runs from base 189 to 1739 and encodes 516 amino acids. The record is from RefSeq and is a predicted model, not a curated record. Lineage: Eukaryota; Metazoa; Chordata; Mammalia; Artiodactyla; Suidae.
GGGCGGGAAAGACGGUUGGAGAGGGAGGGGCGAGCGAGCGGUUACUCACUCCAUGGCUGCGGAAAGAAGAGGCGGCGGUGGCCUCAGCUGAAGAAAGACUGCAGGAGCGGAGAGCGCAGGCGCGGUUGCAGACGCCGGUGGAAUUGCUUUGGGAGCCGGAGUAGCUGCUGCCACCAGAGUCUGGAGCCAUGAGCAGGUUUAAUUUUGGAGGCACGGGGGCCCCCACAGGCGGGUUUACGUUCGGCGCUGCAAAGACAGCAACGACCACACCUGCUGCGUUUUCUUUCUCUACAUCUGGCACCGGUGGGUUUAAUUUUGGGACCCCUUCCCAGCCGGCCUCGAGCACCCCUUCUACCAGCCUGUUCUCACUCACCACCCAGGCUUCAGCGACAACGCAGGCCCCGGGAUUCAGUUUUGGAACCACAACUCCUGCCGCAGGAGGAACUGGGUUUUCCUUAGGCCUGAGCACCCCAAAGCUAAACCUGAGCAGCAGCGCAGCUGCCACCCCAGCCCCAGCACAGCCCAGCGGCUUCGGGCUGGGCGGCAGCACGCUCUCCAAUGCCAUCUCGAGCGCCGUCACGUCCGCCCAGGGCUCCACGCCCAGCGGCUUUGUGUUUGGCUCCACCACCACCUCUGCUGCUCCGUCUACCACGCCCGGGGGCUUCUCAUUCACAAGUGGAAGCACGUCCCAGACCGGGACCUCCAGCUUCAACAUCGGCUCCGUGGGGAGUUCGGCCCAACCCACAGCCCUUCCCGGGCUGCCCUUCACUCCGGCCACUCCAGUAGCCACUGGGGCGGGGGCCACACAGCCGGCUGCCCCCACACCCACCACCACCACCACCACUACUGGGCCCACGCUCUUUGCCUCACUGGCAACCACUCCAGCCUCAUCUACCACCUCGGGGCUCUCCCUUUGUGCCCCAGCAACCACAGCCGGAACACCCGGAACAGGGAUGCUGGGCUUUAGCCUGAAGCCCCCCGGAGCAGCUUCCACUACCUCCGCAGCCACGACCACCGCCGCCGCCACCACCACAGGCUUGGCCUUGAAUCUCAAACCACUGGCACCGGCUGCCAUCCCCAGCAACACAGCGGCCUCUGGGACCGCCGCGGCCGGCCCCAGUGCGGCCACUGGCGUAUCCGCCAGCCCCGUGAUGACCUACGCCCAACUGGAGAGUCUGAUCAACAAGUGGAGCCUGGAGCUGGAGGACCAGGAGCGGCACUUCCUGCAGCAGGCCACGCAGGUCAACGCCUGGGACCGCACGCUGAUCGAGAACGGGGAGAAGAUCACCACCCUCCACCGCGAGGUCGAGAAGGUAAAGCUGGACCAGAAGAGGCUGGACCAGGAGCUCGACUUCAUCCUGUCUCAGCAGAAGGAGCUGGAGGACCUGCUGAGCCCGCUGGAGGAGUCGGUCAAGGAGCAGAGCGGGACAGUGUACCUGCAGCACGCGGAUGAGGAGCGAGAGAAGACCUACAAGCUGGCCGAGAACAUCGACGCGCAGCUCAAGCGCAUGGCCCAGGACCUUAAGGACAUCAUCGAGCACCUGAACACGUCGGGGGGCCCCGCCGACACCAGCGACCCACUGCAGCAGAUCUGCAAGAUCCUCAAUGCGCACAUGGACUCCCUGCAGUGGAUCGACCAGAACUCGGCCCUGCUGCAGAGGAAGGUGGAGGAGGUGACCAAGGUGUGCGAGGGCCGGCGCAAGGAGCAGGAGCGCAGCCUCCGCAUCACCUUCGACUAAGCCCAGGGCGUCACCCGGCAGCGCGCAUGUGUCGUGUGGAACGUGCAGUCACUGUCUUGGUUCUGGUUGCAACGAAAUACUUGGUUGGUUGCUUGCUUGCUUCUUUCUUUCCUUCAGAUAGUUGUGCUGUUGAGAGCACUGUCCCAUGGUUUGACUUUUCGUCUUAGGGGGUAGCAAGUAUUCUUAGCUUAGUAGGUGUGGCAUGUGUACCGUCUGCGUGUUCUGGACCUCUCCGCCUGCCGCCCCCCCCCGCCCCACCUCCAAGUGGUAGAGAAGCGCUGAGCCACCUCAGAAGCCCAGCUCGCAGCCAGGGGGCCCAGCACACAGUCGUGGGUGCAGGGAGAAAAGACUGAGGUGCAGGAGUCUCCGUCCUGGAGGAGCCAGCAGUCGAGGGUAAAUGUAGUCAGUACAAAGAAGUGACUUAGGAAUGGAACGGACAGUGGGAGGUAGAAUUUCAAAGGCGGAAAGACAGGUCUGCUGAGGGGCUGGAAUGAAGAUGUCUCAUCUUGCCUGGCUGACCCCUCCUCCAGGAAGCCCUCUCUGCCACCCCGAGCCUGAGUCAGGUGGCCGGCCUGUGAGCCCCACAGCGCAGAGCUAGUGAGUAUCCAGUUCACGACCCCUUUGGUAACGCUCUCCAUGCUGCCAUGUGCCCCUGGUUUGCUUCUCCGCCUCACCCUUAGCUUGCGCGUCCCUGUGGGCAGGGACUAUUUCUUGUUGCCUUUGUGUCCUCAGCGCAAUCCUUGUCACACUUGUCAAAUGUAUUAACAGCGGACAUGAAACCUGGCAUAAAACAUUAGUCCACAGAGUGCCCGUUGAAAGGGCCAGGGUGCCAGAGGUGGCCCCUGACUUGGCUCUGAACCUCUCAACGCCAGAGCAGACCCGGUCAGUUCGUGAGAUGCACGGUGUCCGGAAGGCAGGAGCCAGACCACCUGCAUCCCAGGUGGCUUUUGUAUUUGUCUCUACACUCUUUUGCAUCCUCUGAAAUACCCAUGGCUGUAUGUUGCUUUUCUUCUAAAGAAAAUAAAAGUUACCGUGGAACCCGAAA